UGACCGUCGGUACGUAACGAACGCCGGUGCUCGUUCGGUUUCGCGCGAAAUUCAAUAUUGGAUCAAUCUCACCGGUGACUUGUCUCGUGCUUGCCGAACAGAAUAUGGGGUACCGCGUGUUGUUGCUCUGCGCGUGGCUAGGCUCAGCCACCGCGAUGCUGGAAGUCAUCAACCAAUGGAACGUGCUGCAGUUCGACUUCCCGCCGGAUCCGGUGUUGCUAGAAAAGUUCCAGCCGGAGAAUACGGUGGCCACGGGUCUGGAGAUCGGGUGGGAUAGGAUCUAUCUGGGUAUACCGCGGUUGCGCGCUGGUGUGCCCGCCACACUUGCUUGGAUACCUAGGAGCUUGCCGCUUGGUGUCAGCCCCGUUCUUCAGGCCUACCCCGACUGGUCGUGGCACACAGCCGGCCGCGGUGACAUCAACUGCACGGGGCUGGUCUCCGUGUACCGCAUCAGGGCCGACCGCUGCAACCGGCUGUGGGUGCUGGACGCUGGCGUCGUCACCAGCCUCGACGACUUCCGCCGCGUCUGCCCGCCCAAGAUACUCAUCUUUGAUAUGGCUACCGACCGGCUGGUGCGAAGCGUGUACUUCCCCCGUGAGCUGUUGAGGCCGAGCUCCCUGCUGACCAAUCUGGUGCUCGAUGAGACUCGCUCCAGCUCUCGGCUUGCCUCCAACUGCGAUAACAUCUUCGCUUACAUUAGUGACACUGUCGCACCAGGUAUCAUCGUAUACGACGGGCACCGCGACAACGCCUGGCGCGUGACCCACGCCUCCAUGUACCCCGACCCCGACAUGGGCGAAUACGACAUCAACGGAGAGAAGUUCACGCUUAUGGACGGCGUCGUCGGGCUUGCCCACUCACCAGCACAGGGGCUGCUCUAUUACCAGCCGUUGGCCACUGACAGAUUGUUCAGCGUGUCAACGGCAGUCCUGGCGGCCGGUCCCCCUGCCGAGGGCACCGACCUGCCCGUGAACCUCGUGGGCCGCAAGUCUUCCCAAGGUCUAGGAAUUGCCGUCGACCCUCGCGACGACACCAUCAUCUUCAGCCCCAUCGUCGAGACGGCCAUCGCUGCUUGGAAUCCUAUUAGCAACUCGCAUAGAGUGCUCGCGCAAGACCCAGAGAAGCUGCAAUUUUGCGCGGAAGUGCGAUGGGCGGAGCGAGACAACGGUGCCGUGUGGGCCCUCUCCACGCGCUUCCACAAGUACUUCAAGAGACAAGUCAACAAACAUGAGAUACACAUACGUAUCGUCCGCGUCGUGGAAGGGGGUUUCCCCGUUCUGCAGCCGCACGUCCUGCGCCGCUCCGCCCGGCUUCACAGAAACCUCAACACCACGCUGCACUAAUAAAAAUCCCAACUGUAUAACUAAUAUAAGUAUACUAAAUUAUUUCAAUACUGCGCGCAGCAGAAUACUCAUCGGAAGUAUAAACAGAGAAUUAUAUAAGUAAGGAAAGAGUAGUACUCCAUACGUCACUUUUCUUGCCGAAAUACGACUUAUUUCGUAGUCGACAUCUAGCGUUGAGUAGCGGAAUUAUCAAUAGGUACCACUAAUCGACAAUAAGACGUAUCAAGGGUGUUGAGUCAAGCAAAAACAUUAAUAUUAAAACAGUUUAGAACUUAUAGUACAAGUAAGUUGGUUGAAAAUAUAAUACCGAUUAAUCCGAUUGUAAUAUUAGCUGAAAAUUGUUGAGCAUUAGGCUUUUCGUUCACUGUGACAUCUUU
Molecule: messenger RNA, 1720 nt
Organism: Leguminivora glycinivorella
Lineage: Eukaryota; Metazoa; Arthropoda; Insecta; Lepidoptera; Tortricidae
Gene: Y-e
Product: protein yellow
Exons: 8
Coding region: 105-1343 (412 amino acids)
Cellular component (GO): extracellular region
Source: RefSeq, a predicted model, not a curated record